AUGAACAAGGCUUACAGCAGUAUCGUCGGUCACACCAUCACCCUUUGCUCCGUAGUCCUUCACGUUCCGGUAUACUUUGUACGUGCUUGGGUUGGCGUUGAAAGCGGCGCUGUUCCAGAUCCCAAUGGAGCAGAGCAUUGGGACCCGAGUGAGCUAGAAGUAGCACUGGAAGUAGGAACAGAAGAAGUCGACGAAACACUGGUGCUCGAGUCGGAAGUGGGAUCACAAGAGUGUAGUCGCAAAGGAGCGCAUUUUACAAUGAAAAGAGAGUGGGUGUCUCGAAAGAGACAAUACUUUGCUGAUGAGAUCCUGGUGCAAGAGGUCAGCUACUACGAGGUGCAUAUAUACUGCUCUGAGAGAAACAGAAAGAACAGAGAAGCCAAUAUGAUGGGAUGGAAGACCCCUAGCCGGCUCGCCGGUGGUUCUUUCGUUACUAGCAUGGAACAUGGAGGACUGAAUUGCAGAUUAUAG
Molecule: messenger RNA, 471 nt
Organism: Acaulospora colombiana
Lineage: Eukaryota; Fungi; Glomeromycota; Glomeromycetes; Diversisporales; Acaulosporaceae
Source: the annotation of a GenBank genome assembly